Molecule: messenger RNA, 1887 nt
Organism: Penaeus vannamei (Pacific white shrimp)
Lineage: Eukaryota; Metazoa; Arthropoda; Malacostraca; Decapoda; Penaeidae
Source: RefSeq, a predicted model, not a curated record
UCUCUCUCUCCUGUUUCUCUCUUCUCUCUAGCUCUUCUUUCUCUCUCUAAUGCUCCCUUCUCGGUCUCUUUCCCUCUCAAGCCAACGCUUGCAGUGGAUUGUUUAGAUAUUGCAAUACAUAUGUUUGUAUUUGUUUUCAACAGAAAUUUGUAUUUCGCUGUAUAUUGUUGUCAUCCAUCCUUGCAUUUUGCUAGCCUAAACACAUCUUUUUACAGAUUUCUCACAGGGAAAGUAAUAGAUCUCUAUGACCAAAAAAAAAGUAUUGAUUUCGAGGGCGCACUAAACAUAGCAGAUGUGAACUCGAGUAAGAAGUCCUUCAAAUUACAGCUCAAAGUCGACAUACCUGUGCUGGACUCGGCCCAGGAUCUCCAAAAAGCCGUGCCCAAUCUGCACAGUCGCUAUUGGUCCCUUUCAUUCAAGGGCAAGCGAUCCUGUGCUCAUUAUCCCUUUUACGAUCAAAUCCGCUACAACAAAGGUUGCUGGCAGAUCUUUAGCACUUCCAGCGGGACCUUCUACCUGUUCGGUGCGUAUUAUGACAACAGGACUAUGGUAGAUGGACCGAUUGUGCGCGUUCUGGGAAUGAUGGACCGCGUCGUCCAGCAAGUCAGCAUCUUCUGCCAGUUUUGGCUCUUCGGACAAAACAAGCCUGUGUUUGCAAAGGUGUCUGGCCACACUUACAUAUGGACCACCUUUAGCCAUAUCACAUACAGAUUACUUCGCCCUUGUUUGCUAUCGUGCCAAAUGCCAUCUGACUAUGCACAUCAGGUGCCAGAGUCUGUGUCCCUCGUAGAGCAGCCAUGCGACACAGCCACAACAAACCUCAGGGUCGUUAACAAUCGUCCACCAGAAGGUCAGACCAAAGACUUUGCUGUGUGCGUCAAAGGCCUCGACAUUUAUCACGAAGACAAAAGCAUCUUCCUUGUCGAGUGGCUGGAGACACUCUACCUCCUGGGAGCUGAUAAGGUGUUCAUGUACGACCUGCAAGUGCACCCGAACACGGCCAAGGUCCUGAAGUACUAUCAGGAAACCGGUUUUGUGGACUUGACCAAACUCACAUUGCCCGGAGACCAGCCGAACAUCCCUGAACUCAGCCAUCACUAUCUUAAUACUAGAAUUCUAGAUAAACUUCUAAACGAACUCAUCCCUUACAACGACUGCCUCUACAGAAAUAUCUACAAUUACAAAUAUGUGGUAACUUUUAUACUUAAUGGGAAUGUAAGAACUGAAUUUUGUAGUGUGCCAGUGUCUAGAGCCAGACGUCCUUUAGUAGCUGAACGUCAGCCUUCUAAGAGCAGGGAUCGUAUUGCUUCAUUAGAGAACAAAAUAAGGAACAAUCUCCACGCGUGUCGGUGCACCCGCGCUCAGAACAAUCAUCUGAAGACUGUGGCCCUUACUCUCUCAUUAAAGUCUAAGGGAAAUAAAAACACGCUGCUUUUGUCCAACGUGUAUUUACAUGCGGCUAAUCAAAAAGUCUCGCUGCUGUAUCAUAUGAUGGCUAUUAAGAUAAAAUUCAACCCAAACAAUCUUCUUAUCAGAAACGUCAAACAUAUUGCCGCCGGCCUGUCCAAAGAUAUUAGCCCAAGUCUGUCUGUUAGUGUUGGUAAUACCCUCUCCAAAAUCAUUGGUGCCAGCCUCUCCACAACCAUUACUGUCAGCCUGUCCACAAACAUUACUGCCAAGCUGUCCCCAAACAUUAGUGCCCGCCUCUCCACAAACAUUGGUAUAAGCCUGUCCAAAAACAUUGGUGCCAGCCUGUCCACAAACAUUAGUGCCAGCAUGUCAACAAACAUUAGUGUCAGCCUGUCCAGAACAUUAGUGCCAGCCUGUCCAGAAACACUGGUGCCAGCCUCUCCACAAACAUUAGUACCACACUGUUCACAAAAUUAG